Molecule: messenger RNA, 2385 nt
Organism: Plasmodium gonderi
Lineage: Eukaryota; Apicomplexa; Aconoidasida; Haemosporida; Plasmodiidae
Exons: 1
Coding region: 1-2385 (794 amino acids)
Source: RefSeq, a predicted model, not a curated record
AUGCUGUGUUUCCAAACUCUUCUCCCCACUAGUGGUUCUUCCACUAGUGUUUCUCCCUCACUAGUAUUCCUCCUAAUAAUUGGUCUCAUACAUAUAUGCGAAUCACAUUUGAAAAAUAGACUAGUAGUUUUUUACCUGAACGGUACAGGCACAUUGCAGCAACGAAAGAGAAGAAGAAACUUGAGGAGGUACAACCUGCUAUGCUUGAAAGAGAAUGAAAUUUUUGCUGAAUCAAAAGAAAAGUAUGAAUCAGAGGGGAAUGUCAAGACGGGAAAGAUAACUCAAGGAGAUGACAAUUUAAAUAUACAUAAAUUCGAAGGAGAAAAUGUGAAAAUAAACUCAAAUAUGAACAUAAAUAUUUUUCGUAGUAAAAACGAUACAAGCUCAGCAUAUGAUGAAGGAAUGUGCAUAUACAGUUUUUUGAAAGAUAUCGAAAUUAAAGAUUUAAAAAAGGUUCCAUCAUUCAAUCCAGAGUUAGCAGAUGUACAAAUUGAAAAGAAAAAUGAUUAUAUAAAACUUAAAAAAAUAAGGAAAAAUAGCUAUUUAGAGAAUCCUCUAAUAUAUAAAGACACCAAAUAUGAAUUGCCAUAUAUACUGAAUUAUUUUCCUGAUGACAUGUUCAUUUUUAAUUUCGAUGGAGUUAUAAAUAUGAACAAGCAAGAAAAAAUAGUUGUAGCAUUUUUAACAUUUCUACGUAUUUUUCAAGUGAACAUAAGUAAGCAAAAAUUUGCCAAUUCAGAGAAUUAUAUAAAUUUUCUCUUUAACAAUAAACCAAUAGAGGGAUUACCUUUAUAUGAUUUUUUAAAAUCUAGAAAAUAUCUACUUCUGGAUGGAGAAAGGAACAAACCACAUGAACAUAAUGAAGAUCCAUUCAUCUUGCUAAAGUUGAUCCCAAAAUUUUUGUAUGCGAGAUUAUUGCACAUAUAUAAAUACUUAAAGAAUAACGAAGAUUUAGUAAUUUCAAUUAAAUACAUCUAUGAUGAAAUAGACGCUAUAUGCACCAAAUAUAACUACGACAUUAAUCAGAUGAUUCGAAUUUGUAAAAAUAAGAAUAUUAUGCAAGCAAAGCUCCAAAGUAUUAGUAACAGUGUUACUCAGAUGAGAAAUAGUAGAGAAAAAAAUGAACAAUAUGGAAGUGGACGAAAUGGUAAGGACGACGAGGGACCCAAAGAAGAGCUCUGGAAAAAAACUCAUGGCACAGCACAUCUCCAGGAGGAGGGAAAAGAGCCAGACAAUGAGACACAUUUAAACAUUUACGAACUUGUUAAGGAACUAACGGAGGGAACCUUCAACCCAUCAAUUAUUAUGAAAUAUAAAAGAAUAGAAAAUUUUCCAAACAUUUUUCCAAGUUUUCAAAAUGAUUUUGAGGAUUUUUACAAAAAAAAAAUGAAUCUGAAAUUGUAUGAAAGGUAUAGAGUAAAUCCAAAGGAUAUUCAAUCAGAAUUUGAAAAAAUAAGAAAAUUAUUGAUGGAAAAUGAAAACAAUGCAUAUGUGAAUCUUAUGAAAUAUAGAUAUGCUUUUAAAGAAUUAAAUGAACAAGAAAGAAAAAAUCAUGAAACUUUUAAUUUCUGUGCAGUUGAUUUGAUUAACCACAACAUAAAUGUUUUUAAAAAACCAAUAUAUAUCAUUUCUACUGUUGAAAAUACAGAUUUUAUCGAUUACACAUUGAAAUUGUAUGGGGUGGAAUUUGUUCGAAAAGAAGAUCAGCAAUUAUUGAGAAUAUUUGGAAAAGAUUUCUUACAAAAUCGGGAUAACCCUACUUAUGAGAAGAAGUCUAACACAAUUGUGUCUAAUUUGAAGAGGCUUUUCAAGUCACCUUACUUCUCUCGAACUGGACGUGAAGAUGAUCUAAGCAGAACAUCCCAAUCAGAGGAGGAACAACAGCUCCUCCCAGAUGAUUAUCUACACGACGAGUACAACAUCGAUCUGAAUUACUUAAAAUAUAGAGAGAAAACAAAAAAAAAUGAUUACAACUUUGUUACGCAUAGUUAUUACAUGAACAUACUUAAGGAAAAAUGUGACAUGAUUAAUUUCAUUAUUAGUCAGUACCAUCAAAAAGAUGAUGUCCAAAUUCAUAUAAUAGAUCAGAAAUAUGAAGACCUCAAUGCAUUAAACAAUGAUACUAGAUUUAACAAAAAGGUUAGACUCUAUUUUUGCGAGUGGGGGUACAAUUCCUAUGCAGACAGGUUAAAGGCCAUCCAUAACGACCGAAUUAAAAGUUUUUCUGAAUCAUUCAAACUUGUGUUUCUAUGUUGCACUCAUCAGAAUUCACCACGCCGUGAACAUACCCAUGGUAGAGGAAUACCAUUAGAUAUUUAUUCCAAGUUUAUGUUGAAGUUUUUUUUGAAAAAGGGCAUAAUCACCAAGACAUCGGAUGUCGCUUGA